Molecule: messenger RNA, 4240 nt
Organism: Trichosurus vulpecula (common brushtail)
Lineage: Eukaryota; Metazoa; Chordata; Mammalia; Diprotodontia; Phalangeridae
Gene: ZC3H3
Product: zinc finger CCCH-type containing 3
Exons: 13
Coding region: 100-3285 (1061 amino acids)
Cellular component (GO): nucleus
Molecular function (GO): metal ion binding
Source: RefSeq, a predicted model, not a curated record
GGAGCGAUGACGUAGCGGGGGCUGGGCCCUGGACCGGCGCCUUUGCCGCUGCUGCCGCCGCUGUCGUCGCCGCCGUCGCCGCCGCCGCGACCGCGGGAGAUGGAAGAGAAGGAGCAGCUGCGGCGGCAGAUCCGCCUCCUGCAGGGUCUCAUAGAUGACUACAAAAACCUGCAUGGCAAUGCCCCAGCCUCAUCGACUACACAGUGGCAUCAGUCCACAUAUAGCAGUGGCAGGGCUUUCAGCACCCGAUAUCCUCAUUCUGGUCAGAGGGGUUUCCCACCACAUCACGGGCCCUCGUGGCGGAAAAAAUACUCCCUUGUGAAUCGACCUUCAGGAUCCAUGGAUCAGCCUGGAGAUAAUGGAAGCACCAGCAUAGCUCAGCCUUCUCUCAGUUCAGAGGACAGUCAGGACCCAUCUCAUCAGUAUGUCCUCGAGAGGCAGGUUCAGCUCAAUCCAGAUCAGAACAUGGUAAUCAAAAUUAAACCACCACCAAAGUCUGACUCAGCUGCUGACUCUGAUGCCUAUAGAGGCUCAAUUGAUGAUAAUGAAGGGAGUCACAGGAAUGACCAAAGGCCCCAGGAAGGUGAGGGAGAUCCCCCAGGGGGGAAGUUGCAGGGCGUUUGGCCAAUAAAACUUGAUGAUAGUAGCAGUAAGGAUGACCCCGUCUUGGUCUGUCUCAAAGAACCUGGCAAGCCUCGGGUUGUGAGGUCUAUGGCCACUACUCCCGGAGGCUCUCAUGAACCCCGAAGGACUCUUAGUGAAAGUGCCAUUGUAUUAAAGUCCCGGUCUCCUAGCCUGCCUCAUAGUGGUUCGGGUGUUGUGAGGAAAGGAGGCUUCUCUGUUCCAUCCAGUUUAGGUUUACAGCACACUGGGUCAGAGAGAGACUCUCUCUUUAGUCAUCCAAGCAGCCCUGCCCAGGCAGAGGCAUCUGUCAUUGUUACAAGGAAACACAGUCACUCUCCUAAGCAAGUCAGAGAAGGCUCUUUGCUGGUGCCUUGCAGGACUAAUAAAUUUCGGAGAAACAACUAUAGAUGGGUUAACAGCUCAGUGAAGAACCCGAGGGCCAUUAGAAGAUAUUCCAGCCCAAGAACAGCUCCUGAGACCACUCGAAAGGUAUCCUUUGGUACAUUUGAAAGAACUGGGAAGUCACAGCUCAGGACUGACCUAGAUACCAAGUCAAAGAAAGCAUCAAUGACAUCUAAGCCUGGAACCUCAACCAGCAAGUACAAAUGGAAAGCUUCUAGCUUGUCAGCUUCGUCUUCAUCCUCUUUCCUUUGGCAGUCUGAUCCUGCCAGCAGAGAUAGGCCCUCCCACCCCUCCUCAGUAGACUCAAGAUCUCCCAACCUCAAUAGAACGGGAGUGGGAGUCAGUGGAUUAAAGACUGCCUAUGGUGAAACACCCCUCUCUCCUUACAAAGUAAAGAGCCGAACCAAGAUCAUUCGGAGGAGGGGGAGUACAAGCCUUCCUGGUGAUAAGAAGAGCUGUCCUUCACCAUCCAGUACACCAAAGAACCAUUACAGCCUCCGUCGGAGACAUAGCCUGAGGGGAAAAGUCACUCCUGUGCUCAAGAGGACUCCAAACAAAGGGCUUGUACAGAUUACCAAGCACCGGUUGUGCCGGCUACAGCCAACCCGGGGUCCUUUGUCUGCUAAGGAAGCACCAAGCUUACAUGCCUUACGGACUUCUCCAUCCAACAAAGUGAUUAAGACCCGUUACAGGAUAGUGAAGAAGAAUUUUCCAUCUCCAUUCAGUCUUCCACCUUUCAACGUUCCCAGUUCCUCAUGGAGAUCCAGGCGGCUUGCAGCAUCCAGACUGAAUCGAGUGCGACACUCAGCCCAGAGUGGGAAAUCGCAGACAAGUCCACCAACAUGGAAGAGCAAGGGCUACCGGUGUAUUGGAGGCGUCAUGUACAGGGUGUCUGCUAACAAGCUUUCCAAGACCUCGGGCAGGCCUAAUGAUGGGAACCACAAGCAUCUUCUACGAGCAGGAAGGUCAGAUGGAGCCAUCAGCAGCCCCUGCUACUCCCCUGGCAGUGCCAGCCUGGCCCGAGGAAGUACAAGUCGCUCAAUUGCCAGCCGAGCCAUCCAACGCAGCCUGGCUAUCAUCCGCCAGGCUCGUCAGAAGAAGGAAAAGAAAAGGGACUACUGCAUGUACUAUAAUCGCUUUGGAAAGUGCAACCGGGGCCAGCAUUGCCCUUACAUCCAUGACCCUGAGAAGGUGGCUGUGUGUACCAGGUUUUUACGGGGCACAUGCAAGAAGACAGAUGGGACCUGCCCAUUUUCUCACCAUGUUUCCAAAGAGAAGAUGCCUGUGUGUUCCUACUUCCUGAAAGGGAUCUGCAAUAAUAGCAACUGCCCCUACAGCCACGUGUACGUGUCAAAGAAGGCAGAGGUCUGCGUGGACUUUCUUAAAGGCUACUGUCCCAUGGGAGAAAAGUGCAAGAAAAAGCAUAUGCUUCUGUGCCCAGACUUCUCCCGGAAGGGGAGCUGCCCCAGGGGCCUACAGUGCCAGCUGCUCCACCGGCCCAGGAAGCGCCUCAACAGGCGGUCUGCUCCUCCACAGCCCCCUGAGACUCACGGCUCACCCACCAAGUGGAGAAGAUUGCGGAGCACUGGCCCCAGGAAGUACACAUCUCCGAAGUCACAGGCCCAGAACACCUCCAGCUCCUCCUCCUCUUCUUUCCUGUCAUCAUCAUCAGCAUCCUCUUCCUCAGUACCAUCAGAUGCAGAGGAGCCACAUGAAGGGAACAUGGAGGCAUCAGGUUCCAGGAACCUCUCCAAGCUGCCCUCCUACAUAUCUUUGCAGUCUUCAUCUAGUCCUCGGGGCCACUCGGCUUCCCGAGCACGCAGGAAGAGCCCCGCCAAAGAGGAGACGGGUUAUCCAUGGCGAACAUUUGAGCCCAAGUUGCCUCCCCGCCUCCGUUCCGCGCACUCUCGCCACCCGGCCCCCGUGGGUCUGGGGGACGCAGACUCAAUGGAACCCCAGCCUGAGCCACGCAGUAUUAGGAGGGGAAGCCGCUGCAGAUCAAGCCUCGACUCUGAGGUGCCCAGGGCCCGGCCCACGAGGCGGCAGCGCCCCUCAGGAAGCCCAGCAGCCCGGCCCCAGACUGGCGCCUACCUCAAGGCCCCAAGGGCCAGAAACUGCUGUCGAUGCCGCUGCCGCUGCUGCUGCCACUGCCAAAAGAGGGGUCGGGGCCAGGGUCUCCGCCCUGCCAGUGCUCGCUGGGCCACCGUCUCCCCUACUCCCUCAAGGAGCUGGCAGGCAUUUUCCCCACUUGACUUUUAGCCUUUUCUUAUUUAAAGAGUGACCAGGGCCUUCUCUUCUCCCACUUCCCCUUCCUCACUUUUUCUUCACAUACGUUAUCCUCAUUCCCUUCCUUACCCCAAGUCUGGUCUCAGGGCACAGGUCAGCACAGCCAUGCCCCUGAAGUAGGUAUCAAGGCCACCCAACAGCAUACCUCCCUUCCCCUGUUCCAAGACCCCUCACCCCAUCCCCCAGAGCCCCAGUUCUCUCCAGCCUAUCAGCUGUGAAUAGAGUUUGGGGACCCAAUUCCUUUUAGGUGGCGUGCUCCAGAUGGGCCUUCCUCACAUUGGGCACAGGGUAAGGAGAAGGUGGACAUGGAGCUUUCUGGGGAUGGAGGUGCUCUUUCCUAGUAUAUUAGAUUGCAUAGCAACAGAGAAGUCCCCAGGGCUCCCCAUGGGUGGAGGAAGCUUUUCUCUCCUUCCCCACCACUCCCAAACUCCCCGCCACAAGUGCAGUAGGUAGCCAUGUGAGCAGCAGGGCUCUCAGCCCUGGGUUAGUGACCCAGCAGCAGCACAGAACUCCUUCCUCCCCUCCUCUAGGGUUGUGGGCCUGACACUUCUCCCCUUCUCUCUACUCUCCUUUCUGGCUCUUGCCCCCACCCCAGUCCCCAUCUCUCUCCUUUCUUCCUCUGAUGUCUCCUUCUGAUCUCCCUACUUCCCCUUUCCUCAUCCUUCCCCCCUUCUCCUCCUGUGGCCUCUUUUCUUCACCUGCUUGUAUAUGUGUGAAUGUGAUCUGCUCUGUGGCUCUGAAAGAUGUAACCAAGAUACCUUGAUCCCCUCCAAGUGGCUCCAUGGAGUAUAGCCCCCAAGAGAGGGGGAAGCCACCAAUGUGUCCCCAUCCCCCUGCCCAUCACCACCACCGUGGUCCUACUGCUGGCCUAGCCACCCUGGCCUCUUUUUGGCGUUUUAUGUUCAGCAAUAAAAGUUCCUGUGUCUUA